CUCCAGGAGGCUGUUGCGCCAACAGUCAGUCGUAACUGCCUCAUGCUGCACACUGCGCCUACAAUUCAACAUCUUGGAUCUACUUUUUACAUGCGCUCUCUUCUCAGGAACCUCACUUUACCAACUCUCUCCUGCUCAAUCCUAUCUUCAUGCCCCGGAAAAUGCUCGCGUUGAUCAUCCCCGCACGCGACUUUUCAACAUGGGCUCCGAACAGAGCACGCUGAAGGCAAAUCCCGACCACGAAGACGACGACGUUGACGCCGUCGCCAUCGCAUACAGUCCUUCCAACAGAAAUUCACACGACUCGGAUCGAGACCUUACCGACCCCUCUGAUCUCUCCGACGAUCGCGAGUCACCCACAUUCAAUCUCUCCCAAGCUCACAAAGAGCAACCAGUCAUGAGCAAGUCAAGAAAAUCAAAACAGCGCAAGCCUAGGAAUGAUAACGAUACCAAGCGCAAUAUCAAGGGCAACACCGAGCGUUCCCACAAUUCUCGCAGUCCCUCCUCCAAAGACCAUCUUGAACUCCCAAGCCUCAGAGAUCGUGAACCAGAGACGUUCCAUAUCUAUGCUACUUCGGAUUCCAGCGACGAUGAGACCCAAGUCCAACGCUCUGGCGUGUUAGCGCAACGUCGUCUGGCCUCUCAAGCAUCCAAGUCUGCACAGGACGCGAUCGCUUCCAACCGUGAAAAUGACAAGUCAACGUCUGAGCGAGAUUCUUCACCUGAUGAAGGUACAACUCAGAAGUCCAUCUCCCCAUCUCCCCACGUCACGAGGCCCAAGAAACGAAAGCACGGUGAUCCAUCCAGUCACUCAAGAUCGCAAGAUCCGGAACUAGUUUUCACAGCGGUGAACUCGGACCGCCCAGCGGAGACCUCAAUGCAUGGCCAAGAGAGCGCACAGCAAGAAAUCACCAUGCUUGCGAAUGGCCGCUGGCCAUGUCCGCAUAAUGAAUGCAACGCCACAUUCGCGAGUAGAAAAGGCUCUAUCAGUCACUCCAAAACUCACCUAGAGAGCCACACUUGUGGAGUUUGCGGGAAGAUAUUCGGUCGUUUAGAUACGCUUCAGAGGCAUUUGAGCAAGCAGCACCCCGAGGAACAGAUCGAAACCACCGACGGAGCUGGUAGCACGAUCGCCGUUCCAGAGAAUAAUCACAGUAGUCUAGAUGACGCAAGAAUCUCAGAAGAUGACCAUACUUCUUACGACGGAAUCACUACCCAUCGACUUGAGAGCCCAGUUGUGGAUAAUCGUCAGAAACGCAAGCGCGACUUCUCAAACUCACCUCAGCCUGCCUCGUCCAGACCAUCUAAGCGGAGGCGAAAUUCUUCCCACAGUAAUCUCUCCUCGGUCCAAUCUGGAGACGGUGAAAACGCGCCCGAUGCACAGAAAGCCCUCAAACGGUCGCAGAAACGUCGGCAGAGUGGUAUCGAUGAAUGGGCACAGAGGCCGACACCAACUGCCACCCAAAACAUCUCACUUGUUGUUCCCCGCUUGACACAUGGACAAUCGUCCAAACAUGACUCCUCUCGCAAAGACAUUUCCGUCAAAGGAAAACAGACACGUCUUGACACUGGUAGGUCCCAUAACUCUACUUACACUUCUACGAAUGGUAAAGGUAGAGCUAAACCGGGUGUGAAUUAUACAUCGCCGGCCAAGUCGAAAAUAUCACACUCGGGCAUGGCCACUUCUGUCGCAACCCGAACAUUCUCAAGAACGUCCUCCAGCAUUCCCACGGAGGAUGAGGAUGAGAACGAGGAGCCCGGUUCAGAAUCUGACCAUGGUCAUUCAAGCGAAGAAGGUGCCGACAUGGUGCAAAGUCACAAGGCGCCCGGCAUUAGAAGCCACGUAUGUGAUGUAUGCCUCAAGUCAUUUGCAAGUACGAAGACCUUGAAACGCCACCUUCGAAGUCCUGGCGUGCACAUGACAAAAUACUCUUGUCCCCGUUGUAGCGCCGCAUUCGUAUCCAAGGCAAAGCUCCAUGGCCAUAUGGAGGAAGAAGGGCACGCACAGGCCGGGGCCUUGCGAAAGUCCAAAGGGGGUUUCAGUGAAGCCGAGGUCGAGAAACUAAACAGGUGGAAGUCCAGGUUCUGUGAGGACCACCACAUUACUGCCGCCCAGUUCAAUGACAUGAUGACCGACACUUUGCAACGGGUUCCGAGCAACAAUUGGAAAUGGCCUUUUAUCGCGGCCAAGGAUUUCUUGAAGCAGUACAUGGCCGUCCUACCAUACCGCGAUAACAGAUCAAUGCUAAGAUACCGAGAGCGCAACUUUCAAAACCUUGCAGGGUCAGGGAAUUGGACUGAAGAAGACGACCAGGACCUAGUUCGACUGGUCAAGCAGUACGGAACUUCUUGGGCCAAAAUUGGGAAGAUGUUGACGAGGACAGCUGAUGCCGUGAGUCAAAGAUGGAGGCAUAAGCUACAGCACGCAGAGGCUGCGCUAGGGGAGUGGACACCGGAUGAACUUGAAAAGCUUGAGGCGUCAAUUGAACAGGUCAGAAGAGCCUCUGGUCCGUCUGCUACCAAUGGAGAGUGGCAUAUACCGUGGACCCAAGUCAGUGCAAUUAUGAAGACAAGAACUCCACAACAAUGUUCGAACCGUUGGCGAAGCCUUCAUGGCGUCAAAAGGGACGGAAUAUGGGUCCAUGUCCCGGGGCUGAAAAAGACUCCAGGGUCGAGUCAAGUCACGGGUCCUUCGAAACUAGGCACUUCUUGGAAUCUAAGCACUCCUUCGAAGAUGGAAAGACGUUUGCAGGGUUCGACUCGCGAGAAACAUGCGCCAUUAUCGGAGAUGUACGUUCGGGAUGAGGAUAGCGACGGUGAAGGUGAGGGUGAAGAUGAGGGUGAAGGUGAAAGUGAAGUCGAAGAGGCUGCCAAAAUUACUACACCAGAGCGAGAUGAUGACGGUGUCCAGAAUGACAAAACUCCCGGCGCAGGCGAGUCGCGAAAUCCUUUGACAAACAAGACCCCUGGCAAAACGCUGGGCUCCAGUCAAUUGUUCCAUCAGACCCAAAUAGAUACGUCCGCUUGGAAACCUCCACCGUCAAGAUCGCGAAGGUCGAAAACGCCAUCUCAGACACAAGAUCGUCCUUCUCCAAACAUCGCCAUACAACGGCGUCCAGCCUCGGUCUCCCCGCUACAAGAGAUCACACUUCACCGUGAGACUGGCGCAGAUGAAAGUGAGCGCCAGAGCACCACCGACGAAGAGCAAUCGGACGCAGAGAGUGAAAAGACAGCUUCUGAAGACGGCAGCCAGAGCAAAGACGAAAGCCAAAAACCGGGUCCAUCAGCCGUCAAAAUUACCGCUCAAGACCAGAGCAGUGAGUCUGAUACUUCUGCCGAUGACGAUGAAGAGUCCGAGGGGGAGGAGGAGGUUGGCAAGGACAUGAUUACAGAGCACUCAUUGUUCCGUGAGGAAGCAGAUGGAAUGUCACCAGAAUCUUCAUCUUCAGGGGAAGAAGACCAAGAUGGAGCGGAUAGCCAGUCAACUACUACUGGCACAAGCGAAGAUGAGAAUCAAGUUGGGGAAAAUGACGACGAUGACGAUGACGACUACAGCGAAAACGGCAGCGAAGACGACUCGAGAGCCCAGUUCAUGAAUAGCAUCGCAAAAAGUGCCGUCAGGAGCUCCAGAAGUGCUCUGAAUGGCGGUAAGCUGCUUUCAAGUGGCAAGAAACAAAGUGGUACAAGCAGCAGUGAAGACGAUAGUGAUUGACCGUGUCAUAUAUGGUCUGGACAAGUCAGCGAUAUGUCAUGGACAGACCACAUGCGCACUGCUGACUCCUCGAGUGCAACGAUGUAAUCAAGUCAGGAGGUACCCCUUGGGGAGGUCUAGUCAUUAACUAUAUCUGAGGCAUUGAUUGAAGUGGAUUCCAAUGAUUUUAUUUCCAUCUCCAAGUGAAAUGACAUGCUCAUAUCAGUGAAACAUACAAAGGUGUUUCCAGUGGAACAAUUAAUUCAA
This is a messenger RNA of Exophiala mesophila, 3958 nucleotides long. RefSeq lists its product as uncharacterized. Bases 200 to 3712 code for a protein of 1170 amino acids. Gene Ontology annotation, biological process: regulation of DNA-templated transcription. Gene Ontology annotation, molecular function: transcription cis-regulatory region binding; DNA-binding transcription factor activity. The transcript is spliced from 2 exons. The record is from RefSeq and is a predicted model, not a curated record. NCBI's taxonomy places the organism in Eukaryota, Fungi, Ascomycota, Eurotiomycetes, Chaetothyriales, Herpotrichiellaceae. Gene Ontology annotation, cellular component: nucleus.